AUGAAAAAGGUGUUUUAUUGGGCCGAACAGCUAUUCAAUGUGCUUCUAUAUUUACGUGACGAAAAUGUCGCGCAUCGUGAUAUCAAACCAGGAAAUAUCAUGGUAACCGAGCAUUUCGAUUUGAUGCUUGGCGAUUUCGGGCUCGUUCGAGAGAUUGAUCCGGCCGCUAAUUCGACGUUAACUCAUACUGGAACAAAACUAUACAUGCCACCCGAAAUAAGCAAACCCAUUCGACCAAGACCUGACGAGAGAAAGUUUGAUAUCUUGAUGAAAAGCGACCUCUACUCGAUGGGACUCGUGCUUUGGGAGAUCAUCGAGAGAAGACAAAUCUGUUUUGUGAGCGCUUGGGAUUGUUGGGAUAAAUUUGUCGAGGAUCUCUGGAGUGACGCUUUUGUGUUACCAUUAGCCGAAUGCGAUCACGAGAUCAAGCUGUUAAUCCAAAUGUGUGUUGACGCAAAAUACUAUCGCCGACCCACGACCGAAGAAGCUUGUAAAACGAUCCGGGAAAUGAAUGAUAGAUUCGUGAGCACAGCAAUUUGCUUUGAAAACAACAACCGAAAUACACUCAUUCGCCCGCUCGGCUUCGACGGAACAAUGGAUGAAGUGUCUGUUUCUGACAGCUAUCUCAGUUUUUACGACAUCUACCACUGGAAUGAACCAAAGUACCGAGAAAACCGAAUCGAAAAAUUCAUCGCCCAAUUGGACUCUUUACCAAGAAAUUUCCACGAGUUGGAGAUAUUCUCGAAAAUCUAUCAAACGCUCUCUCCAGAAGAUUUUCUUAACAACCAUCUACCGGAGCUCUGCAAAACGGUGCUCAGAAAGGAAAUUCUGCAAUUUAUUGAGGCUCAACGUCUAUUUUUGUAUCCAUACACAUUCUACACCGAUGAAACGCCAUCAUUCCAAGAAUUCUCAAUCCCGGGAAAGCUACUCCAAUCAUUAAUCAAUGAAACAGUUUUGGUUUCUGAUAAAAAAAUUCAGAAAACGGUUUUGGAAAGGGAAUGGCGAGCGUUGAUUUUAUAUUUGUGGACACAAAGCUUAUUGAUGGAAGAUUCGUUCAAAAAACUUCACCAAAAGCUGGCCACCUUUUUCUCCGGUGAAAUUUUAGAGCUAGAACACCGAGACCAUUUGGAAAUGGAACAGAUUGGAGUGAUCUGCAUCAAUCCAACAGUUUGCCUAAUUCCUCCAAUCAACGCUCGUCUCGAUCCAAGACAUCCUUUCAGAGGAACUUUUUUCAUCGAAUCACCAUUACCCCUAAAUACUUAUGUCUUUCAAUUAAGCGUGAGUCCAAUUGGAUCAAAAGAGAGGCUUUAUUCACAAUUGACAGCUAGAGAACUACUCAAUUACAACUCAGCUCACGCUUGGUUUACUGCUCGUCUUAAAAGUGAAGCCCCGAAAACGAAUUUUCCCGAAACAAUCGGCUUCUCGUGCUUCUACUUCUUCCACACUAAACAGAUAAAGGAUACAAUUUUCUCUAGAUCAAAAAGAUAUUUGAUUUUCGAUCUACCAACAAAUGGCCAGCAAGUUUUGUGCUUGGAUUUAAGCACAAAACGAUUGCUCAAGAGAUGCAUCAGAAAUGAGGACAUUGAUAAGGAGAGAUUUGUGUUGAUGCAGUUCGAUGAAUUGCUCGAGAUUUUGAGAAAGAAUGAAAGUCUGGAAAAUAAAGAUGAUAGAGAGAAUGUGAAAGAGCCGUACUAUUACACGAUUAGGCCACUAGUUGAGGUUCCACCAUGUGUCAUAGUGAUGCCCAAAGAUGAUGGAGUUGAAGCAAACCCCCGAAAACACAACCCCACCUAUGACUCGAUCGAAAUCACGUACACAGGCCAAAAUGGAAUGGCCCGUGAGGAAAAACCCGGCCAUACCAAUGAAUCUUUGGGAUGGUGGAGCGUGGAUCAAACAGAAUGUCUUUUUUUUUCAUUUCUUCGUCGCGAUGCUGCCACUCUACUUCACCUGAUUCAACAAUACGUCUCCCCAGGUACAAAAAUUGUUUCCGAUUUUUGGCGUGCAUAUGGGAGCAUCUCGAGUCUUCAAGCAAACUUCCAACAUGUUGCCGUCAAUUAUAAACUCUGUUUCGUCGAACCUAACGAUCCCACUGCGCACACCCAAGGUGUCGAAGGAAUGAAUACGCAG
Mesorhabditis belari is the source of this 2127-nucleotide messenger RNA. Lineage: Eukaryota; Metazoa; Nematoda; Chromadorea; Rhabditida; Rhabditidae. The record is from the annotation of a GenBank genome assembly.